Molecule: messenger RNA, 2984 nt
Organism: Chiloscyllium plagiosum (whitespotted bambooshark)
Lineage: Eukaryota; Metazoa; Chordata; Chondrichthyes; Orectolobiformes; Hemiscylliidae
Product: inositol polyphosphate 1-phosphatase-like
Biological process (GO): phosphatidylinositol phosphate biosynthetic process
Molecular function (GO): inositol-1,4-bisphosphate 1-phosphatase activity
Source: RefSeq, a predicted model, not a curated record
UGCUUUUCCCGCACCACACUCCCGACUUUUAAUGGGGACUACCUGUAUUGGUGGAUUCUUUAGCGCAAUUUACAGGGUGAGGAUGGUGUUCACACCUCACCCUCUGGGUGGCAGUUUCGUUGCGCUGAAUACUCGAGAAUUGCAUGCGAACAGCCGGUGGUUUUGCAAAGCGACCUCGGCUCAUCCAUCACAACGAGCCACAGACGCUGAGUUGUGACUGUGUUACUGUCAGCGAGACCUAUCGCUUCAUCUGUGCUCCCUUUCCGCGGAUCGGGUCAUUUCAGCUGCUGCUGCUGACUGUGCAAUCACCGCACCCACUGUUCAGAGAAUGACCUCCUGAGCUGCUGUCUGAGCGGGCAUCUGAGUGCCGGACCAUUCAAGGUGAUCACAUAGAGACAUAUCUGAUUUUCACAAUGACUGAAUUUUUGACGGCACUCGUCUAUGCCUCAGAAAAGUCUGCAAACAUCGCUCGCGCCUGCAAGCAAGAGGAAACGCUCUUUCAGCUGUUGGUCCAAGAAAAAAAAGGGAAUGAGAAAAAUAAGAAAUUUGUUAGUGAUUUCAAAACACUGGCAGAUGUAUUAGUCCAAGAAGUAAUCAAACAUGAUAUUGGAAAGAAAUUUCCAGGGCUGGAAGAUUACGUCUUUGGUGAAGAAUCAAAUCAAUUCACUAACAGUCUGGGAGAGAAGAUCAAAGUUGAAGUCUGUGCAACAGAGACAGAAACCGCAGAGCUGUUGAGCAAAGUGUUGGAUGACAAUACGUCAGCAGCCAAACUAUUAGCGAAGAUUGUUCAUCACGAUGUCUCCAUUAAAGAUCCUGCAUUGGAGAAGGUGAAAGUAGAUAUUCCCCAGGAUACCAUGGCAGUGUGGGUAGAUCCUAUAGACUCAACACUUCAAUACAUAAAAGGAUAUGCUGAUGAAAAGCCUAAAGAUGGAAUUUACUCCAAAGGCCUCCAGUGUGUGACCAUUCUGAUUGGUGUAUAUAACCGAAGUUCUGGGCUCCCCAUAAUGGGGGUCAUCAACCAGCCCUUUGUAACCCGUGAUCCAGAUAGUUUCAGAUGGAGAGGACAGUAUUUCUGGGGGCUUUCUUAUAAAGGCAUCAACAUAUGUUCACUGCAAAAUCAAGAUGUAAAUGCUACUUCUCAAUCAACUGAUGAUCAGUGUGAAGAUUCAAGGCGGAGUGAAGACCUGCAAUCUGGCAACGAUAAUUUGUCAGCUGUCAUUAGUACAAGUGAAAACGAAGCUAUCAAGACAGCAUUGUCCAUGUUGCGGUUGUACUAUGCAGCUGGUGCUGGCUAUAAAAGCCUGUGUGCUGUGCAAGGCUUUGUCAGUGUCUAUCUUUUGUCUGAGGACACCACUUUCAAAUGGGACUGCUGUGCACCUCAUGCUAUACUGAGGUCUUUGGGAGGAGGUAUGGUAGACUUUAGAGAAUGCUUGAAAAGAAUAAAAGCAGGUAAUUUGGAUGAACGUCCGGAGUUAAUCUAUAAUACACCAGUGAAUGGUGCCACUGGUGUAGACAGAUGGGCCAAUAAAGGGGGCUUAGUAGCCUACAGGUGUCCCAAGGAUUUGGACACCAUUAUGAACAUCGUUUCUAAAGUAAACCUCUGAUCAUAAUUGUUUUUAAAUUUUCUUCCCAUUUAAAAGGGCAGCUAAUAAUAUGAUAAAAUGUAUUACAAAUAUAAUACAGGUUUGGACUUCACAUGUUUUGGUUAGCAAUAUAACAAAACCAAAGGAAGUCUCGUAUUUUACGGUCAAAUUCACAGAACAAACUUCAAAGGGAGAAUAUAUAAUGCUUGUUUAAAUAAGAAUUAUGAUCACUAGCAUGGAGACAAAACUCGAAGAUUGCAAGAUGAUAGAUUUAAUUACCUUACAGCCACUAACACUAUAAAUAUAAAUAGAUAUAUGUUUUAUCACAGCAUUUCCCAAACGUCUUCCUAGUGUGACCAUAUUUUAAUGCCUCAGAUAUUGUGUUACCCCAGAGUGAAAAUGUAUGGGCUUUGAGACUUGUUGCGGGGGAGAUUUCAGCUGUUGAUCAGCCGUGGGCGAAGUAAAUUGAGUGUGGGCAGAGUUGAUGCAAAGCCAGCCGUUCCACAAGAAAUGCAACACCUACUAUUUCACAAGCUUGUUCUCUUCAGCAAACCAGGCCGUGAGAGAGCAGUCCAUUAACCCAUGGCCACCAAGAACAAAAAAAAGCGAAGAUUUAAAGGGCCGGACAUUCUGAGUCCCAUUGCAGGCAUUACUCGUGACCUCAAAAUCUUGUGUCACGACCUCACUGGGGUUACCACCCACAGUCUGCAAGGUCCUGUAUCAUGAUUAUAUGAAUUUGAUUAAAUUCAGACGCAGGCAUAAAUUUAACUGUGGCAUGACAUUUUCAGUGGCAGAAAGGGAAGUGGGCACCAUUCCGUUCUCGCUUUUUCCUCUUCCCUGCACAGUUGCAACUAUAAUUGAUAGAACUGCAAGGGUCACACUUGCGAUCAUACAACUGGGGAAGUUAAGUCCACUGCAGCAGCAGAUGGGCUAUAAAAGAGCCACCUGGACAAGCAGGGAGACAGCUCAUUAGAGCCAUAACUUUCCUGCCCAACUAUAAUUCACUUUAUUUACAUUGGCAUCAUUGUUAUUUGUGGAGAAUAGCUUACUCAGAGAACUAUAUGUACUAGCACAUCUCAUGGUUGGCACACAUUGGUUACGGUGCAAUUAGGAACAUUUCAUUCUUGUUGAAGAGAUAAUGAUGUGCUUUAUUGUACCCGUGUCCUGUUUUGAAUUCUCCAGUUUCAGCUGGCUCUCCCUUCAAUGCACUGUAAGGAAUAUUGCCUGAGAUCACUUUCAGUAGAGGUAUUUGACACGUUCUUGAUGAAUUCAAUGCCCUAUAAGAUCUCUGCCAGCCAACAACUAGAGAUAGACCAUGUGGACAGUGUUGACAUCCCCCUUUUAAGCCUCUUAUUUUCUUAUUUUGACUGAUUGUUUCACCCACCCCACCACAACCAAAAU